Molecule: messenger RNA, 984 nt
Organism: Colius striatus (speckled mousebird)
Lineage: Eukaryota; Metazoa; Chordata; Aves; Coliiformes; Coliidae
Gene: NEIL2
Product: nei like DNA glycosylase 2
Exons: 4
Coding region: 1-984 (327 amino acids)
Biological process (GO): base-excision repair
Cellular component (GO): nucleus
Molecular function (GO): DNA N-glycosylase activity; DNA-(apurinic or apyrimidinic site) endonuclease activity; zinc ion binding
Source: RefSeq, a predicted model, not a curated record
AUGCCAGAGGGCCCAUCGGUGAGGAAGUUCCACCUGCUGACUUCCCCAUUUGUGGGACAAGUGGUGGCCAAGGCUGGCGGAAGCAGUCGGAAGAUCAAUGUGAAGGACCUGAAUGCCCUCAGGCUCCAGGACUCCCAGGUUCAUGGAAAGAACUUGUACCUGGCGUUUACGGCAGCUGAAGAUCCCUUAGGACCAACUGCAGAAGAGACAGUGCUGCCAAGAGAGGCUGCUAGUGGGGAAAGUGCUCCUGCCCAGGAAGGACUAGCACAGGUUUGUGCUUCACACACACGUCCCCAGGAUGAAGAGCUGCAGGAGCUCCAGCACUCCAGAUCUGAAGCCUCAGAUGCAGCGGAGGGUCCGGGCAACUGGCUGCGCUUCCACUUUGGCAUGUUUGGCAGUAUUCGGGCAAAUGAGUUCUCAAGAGCAAACAAGGCCAAUAAGAGGGGAGACUGGAAGGACCCUACACCCAGGCUGGUUCUGCACUUUGAGAGCGGAGGCUUCUUGGUUUUUUACAACUGCCGAAUACACUGGUGCUCCUCUCCAAGGGCUGAUCCUGCUUCUGACAUCCUGUCUGUAGAGUUCCACCGUGGGCAGGCGCUGGAUGCCCUGCGUGCACCCAAUCCCAUCUGCUGCACCCUCUUAGACCAAAAAUACUUUUCAGGGCUGGGGAACAUAAUUAAGAAUGAGAUCUUGUACCAGGCCAAGAUCCAUCCAUUAACACAAGGCUCUCUCUUGACUCUCACGGAUCUGGAGCGUUUGCUUGACUGUGCUGUUCAGUUCAGCUCUGACUGGCUGCACAGCAAGCUGCAUGGCAAAAGGCUGCACCCACAGAUCUACCAGAAGGAGCAGUGUCCUCUUGGGCAUGCAGUGAUGAAGGGAACCUUUGGACCCCCACGUGGCUUUAAGAGACUUACAUGGUGGUGCCCACAGUGUCAGCCUCUGGUGCUGCCAGGGAAUGGAGAUCCUUCCCUCUGCAGAGAGUGA